UUUCCUGAUUUUUUUCCAGACCCUCCCCCUUGUUGUAGUCGUGGGAUUAGGUACCGCCCUUUCUGCUACUUACACAGCAUACUGUCUUUAUACAAGUCCAGAUAUCAGACUGUGGAGACGCCAGCGGUUACCCCGAUACGAACAAGUUGAUCCAGCAAAAAGUAAAACUGUUUGGACAGUAAAGCCUUUGACACAAAGAACUGGACCAGCCAAGGAAAUGGAAGUUUUAGCUCACGAAGCCAUAGGACCACACCAAUAUUUAUAUGGCACAGAACGUCAGAAAUAGAGGACACACUAUAGAAGAGCUACUUAGUGAUUAUAUUGUAGUGAUAUUGGUCUUUCGUCUCAUAACUUUAUAGUUGGCAUGUAAAGCAACAAUUUUUUUAUGAAAUGAAAUCAACAGACAUAUCUUCUAUAGUCAGGUUUUUUGCAUGUACAUGUACUUAUACAGGUGCUGAAAUGUUUUGUGUAAUUCUACAAAAUUGUACGAUCAUAUUUGCUUCAUUUGAAAUCAAAAUUGCCUUUUUUUAAUUGAUCAAAAUAUGUAUUUCAAUUCAUUUAUAUUCAGAUUUUUUUCAAAAUUGUUAUGAAGAACAAUUUACUUUAAUGUUCAAAGUUACUUUUUGUCAUUGUAAGUUGUAUGUCAUAUUAAUGUUGACUCUUAGUCUUGCAAGACAAGGGUUAAAGAUAUCACUCUUUCAAUUAGAAAAGGGGAAAUGAAUUAAGAUUAAAUACCCCUAAAGUAUGUUCAUUCUUAUCUGUACCUGUGUGAC
Molecule: messenger RNA, 773 nt
Organism: Saccostrea cuccullata (small rock oyster)
Lineage: Eukaryota; Metazoa; Mollusca; Bivalvia; Ostreida; Ostreidae
Exons: 3
Source: RefSeq, a predicted model, not a curated record